Messenger RNA from Calypte anna (Anna's hummingbird), 6591 nucleotides. RefSeq names its product mastermind like transcriptional coactivator 1 (gene MAML1). Gene Ontology annotation, biological process: positive regulation of transcription of Notch receptor target; Notch signaling pathway. Gene Ontology annotation, cellular component: nucleoplasm; nuclear speck. The coding region runs from base 1 to 3153 and encodes 1050 amino acids. Gene Ontology annotation, molecular function: transcription coactivator activity. The transcript has 5 exons. NCBI's taxonomy places the organism in Eukaryota, Metazoa, Chordata, Aves, Apodiformes, Trochilidae. The record is from RefSeq and is a predicted model, not a curated record.
AUGGUGCUGCCCCCCUGCCCCAUGGCGGAGUUCGUGGUGCCGCGGCACAGCGCGGUGAUGGAGCGGCUCCGCCGGCGCAUCGAGCUCUGCCGGCGGCACCACAGCGCCUGCGAGUCCCGCUACCAGGCCGUGUCCCCGGAGCGCCUGGAGCUGGAGCGCCAGCAAACCUUCGCCCUGCACCAGCGCUGCCUGCAGGCCAAGGCCAAACGGGCCGGCAAGCACCGGCAGCCGCCCCCGGCCCCGCCGCCUCCCGCGCCCCCUCCGCCGGCCGCCGCCGUCGCGGGAAGCGCCGACAGGACCGGAGCGAACGGGCUGGAGGCCGAGGCGGCGAGCGGCGAGCAGCACGGCCGGAGCAGCACGUUGAUCGCGCAGCUCCAUGAGACUGUGAAAAGAAAACUGGAUAGUGCUGCUUCCCCUCAGAAUGGAGACCAGCAGAAUGGCUAUGGUGAUGUGUUUGCUGUGUCCAAGAAGCUGCGUCGUGAUGAUGCUCUUGGUGGAGUGAGUGGUUCUUCCAAUGGGAUGCCUCCUGUGUCUCCACUCCAUCAUCUUGACAAAAAAUCUGGCAGUGGAGAUACCUUGCAGCUUAAUGGAAAACAUCCAAUGGGGCUCGAUGGCAUCAGCAAGAAGUGUCUUCCAGAUUCCAGCCUGCAGAUGAAUGGAAGUGGAGAUGCUGAGGACUCAUUUCCUCUGAGUUUGAACAAGGAGCUGAAGCAGGAGCCUGUAGAUGAUCUUCCAUGUAUGAUUGCUGGAGCAGGGGGUUCUAUAUCUCAGAAUAACUUGAUGCCUGAUCUUAAUCUUAAUGAGCAAGAAUGGAAGGAACUUAUCGAGGAGCUUAAUAGAUCGGUUCCCGAUGAAGACAUGAAGGAUCUCUUUAACGAAGACUUUGAAGAGAAAAAAGAUGCAGAUUCUUCAAAUUCAGCUGCACAGACUCCAUUGCCACAAGAUAUUAACAUAAAGACUGAGUUUUCCCCAGCACCCUUUGAACAGGAACAGAUGGGAUCUCCCCAGGUGAGAUCCACUUCAUCAGGUCCAGCAUUUAUUGGUGCUGCCUCUGUACCUGUGAGUGCCGCUUCCCCAGCGGUCGCCAAUUCUCAGGCCAUGUUUCAGCCUUCCAAUCAGUCAAUGACUGAAAACCCUAAUCAGCCUAUGAUGCAGGCAUCAAACCACUCUCAGAACGUCCAGAGGCCUCUCCCCAGUGUAUUGUUACCUGGAAAGGGUGCAGGAAGUGCCAAAGAAAUGUCUUCUGCUCAUCAACUGCAGCAGAUUGCUGCCAAGCAGAAGAGAGACCAGAUGUUACAGAACCAGCAGCAAGCUUCACAAGUCCACCAAACAAAUCAGAUGUCUACGUGGCAACAGUCUGGACAAUCUCAUAGUCCACUGGCUGUCCCAUAUACCAUGGAAAAUCCCACCAGCCCAUCAGUUUACCAGCCUGACUUCAACAAUCAGAAAAUCAUUAUGUCUAACAUGGGAAAUAAAAGCUCACCGAGAGCUGCAGGCAAUUACCAUGUGAACAUUUUGGGUCAUCAACAGAACAGCUUGAACCAGAACCCUGUGAAUAGUCAAGGCUCUAUGCUAGACUAUGGAAACACCAAACCUCUUUCACAUUACAAAGCAGAAUGUGAGCAGGGGGUGACAGUCCCUGGUCAGAGCAAGACUCCCAUGCUGUACAUACAGCAGCGCCAGCAGGCACCUCUGCCUCAUGUGAGUGAUGACCAAAAUGGGAUGAUCCUUUUGAAGCCCAAGUCCAUUACCUACCGACUGCCACACAGUCAGGAUCAAAACCCUUCUCCUAAUGUUCCUCGUGUUCCUGUUUCUGUCCCGGGCCCUGGGGUGAGUGCCCAGGCUCCCAAUGUCUCCAUGGCAGGUAACCACAGCAACACCCCUUAUCUCAGCACUCAGCAGCAAGCAGUAGUGAUGAAGCAACACCAAAUACUGAUGGACCAGCAGAAGCAGAGGGAGCAGCAACAAAAGCACUUGCUCAUGGAGCAACAGAAGCAGCAAUUCCUGAUGGAGCAGAGACAGCAACAUCUUUUGGCUGAGCAGGAGAAACAGCGGCAGCAGCAGGAGCAGCAGCUGCAGAGGCAUCUGACCCGACCUCCUCCCCAGUAUCAGGAUCAGCCACAGAAUCCUUACCAGCAACAGGUUGGGCAGUUCACAGGAUCAUCUUCAGCCAUGCCUGGGGUCAGUAAUUUAGGACAGUCCAGCUCCAGCAGUCCACGGAUGUUUCCUCAGACCCAGAACAUGAUUCAGAUGGGACCUGGACACAGUUCUGUUCCUCCACUCCAGUCGGGCUCCAGUCAGCAGGACCGGGGGGUCACUCAGUACAACAAUCUGCAGAACAUUCAGCGAGGGGGAUUAUACAGCUUGGCCUCUGGUAUGACACAGAUGGUUCCCCAGCAUGCAACCCAAAGUGCCAAUGGACAGACACCAAUGCAGAGACAAGGCAGCUUGGGCCAGGGUGCUGCUGUUCCUGCUGGGUAUGGGCAGAAUACCUUAGCAAACUCAAGCAUAUCUCAGCAGCACAAUAAAGGUGCACUGAAUCCAACCUUAUCUAAGCCACAGAUGGCGAGAGUACCGGCUGCUAUGGGGGCUCAAAAUCCAUCUUGGCAGCAUCAAGGUAUCCCUAAUAUUAACAACCAGACACAAGCAAACAGUGGCUUAGGACCGUUUACUGCCAGCUCCUCUUUCCACAUGCAGCAAACUCAUCUAAAGAUGGCCAACCAGCAGUUUGCCCAAGGAAUGCCUCAGGUAAGCCUAAGCACCAGCAGACCCAUGACCUCUCUGAAUGCUGCUGUCUCGGGGCAGAUGCUGUCCUCAUCUUUAGGGGCACAGCAGCGGACAAACCCUCCUCCUGCACAGCAGCAGGUACCCUCACAGCAAGUCCUGCCUGGCAUGAACCAGACUGUUCCAGAUCUGAAUGCUUUCAACCAGAACCCAAAUCAGCAAAUGUCCAACAGAAGUAAUCUGCACUGUAGUCAAGGGUACCCAGUGAGGACAACCAGUCAAGAGCUGCCUUUUGCCUACAGUGGCCAGUCGGGCAAUAAUGGACUUCAGAACUUAUCUGGUGACACAGAUCUGAUAGACUCUUUGCUGAAAAACAGGACUUCAGAGGAGUGGAUGAAUGAUUUGGAUGAGUUGUUAGGGACUCAUUAAAAUGGGGCCAGGGGUGGGGGUUCUACUUCUCUUAAUUAUUUCAUGAAAUACAAGCAACACUUGGACCAAAAAAACCUGUGGCAUUGAGACUCGCAGGCAUUAGAGGUAAAUGGUUGGGAAAGGCACUUCUCAACAACUCACUUCUCAGAGAGUGUUGAUACAUGGCAGCAGUGACCACACGAGUCUGCAGGGCUCUGAGCUCUGUCUUGGUGUCUCUAAGGAGUCACACACUUGAACAGGUCAAAAAAUACUGUGUGUGUCCUAGCCAGCCUUUCAGGAAUCUCACUUGCAGUGUUCUAAAAUUAAAUCUUUUAAUUAUUUAAAAGUAAAACAAAAUUCCACAGAAAUAGUGCAGAAAGUAAGCAGAUAGUUGCACAAGUUUUUUUAGGGCCUAGUCUCCUGCAGCUAUUAUUUGCAAUUGUUAUUUGUUUGUAGAUUGACAUGGUAUUAUAGUCCUGUCCAUCAAACUUCUGACCUUUUGUUUGAAAAGGGGCUUGAGUAUGCUUGCAAAAUGUUUUGAAUUGUUUCUUUUCCCCAUUGCUGAAGCAUGUGCCUGUACUCUCAAUAAGCAAGUGAUAUUUCACAGUAAAUAUUUCUAGAUGCUGGUAAUAGAUGAAAGAAAGUAUUAAAACCUGGCCAGUUAGUCUAGGUAGUUGUCUUAAUAGAUUGUAGUCUUUUAAGCUGCAGUUUGCACUCUUUUGUAGAGGGGCACAGUUCUUGGCUUAUACCUUGCUGUGUUUAAAGGGGGAAUUUCUUACAGGACAACUUUUAAACUAUAUAGGUUUAACAUGAAUUGUAAAGCCAUUUACUUUGCACCUGUUUCUUCAUAACUUAUUUCCAAAGGUAGUUGUAUUUAAGUGAAGGCUUUGCUUCAUGACAGCUCAUCUAGUGUUCUUUGUUGUAAAAAGUAAAACUAACUUUUGAGAUCAGUUCAUUCCCCAAAGCUGGCAAUGACACAAUGAGCACAAGACUUUCUCACUUCUGAAUAAAAAUGAGAAAUGAAGAUUUUGGCUGAGAGGUGAAAAGUCCUUAGCAGCAAUAAUAGCACAGGCAGCCUGGGAGAAUACUUGGAUCAGGGUUGCUCCAAUAUGGAAGUCUCCCCCUUUAAAUACUUGGUCUUUUCUUGGUGUUUUUUUUUGUGUGUACUGGGUUAUGAGUUUGAUAAUCUUUCUACAGACUGGUGGAUUUACUUCUUUAAUAACCCCUGAAGCAGAUGCUGGUUCUUCAGGUCAGCCCAAGGAGACCUCUUACCAUAUGUUGGGGUCAAUCCCAGAAAGGACAAAAACUGCAGUGGGAACAGUCAGUGUUCCAAAGUCCUUACUUUCUACCAAAAAAAUACCCUAUCCACCAACAAACCACCUUGCCUUAACCUUUAUUUUAAAAUUAAAAUAAAGUUGAAAGCUUUUGUUUUAAAUGCACAAAUACCUCUUCCCUUUUAAAAUCCACUAUUUUGGAAAACUCCUUUGAACUUUCUAAUCAAACCCAGCAUUAUGAUUUCAGAGCAAUUUCCCUCAGCAGCCUGGAUGCUUUAGGAAUUUUCUGCACUGCAGAGAUGCAUGGAAGAGGGCUUUUUCCAGAGUGGGUGAAGGGAAGUGAAGGAUAACAUUAAUUUCAAAGAAGGAAAAUAUUUUACUGUAUCUGCAGCUCCUUUAUGAGACAAUUUGCACUUUUUAAAAAAACUGCUUUUUAACACUAAUACUUUUAAUUCUUUCCAAAUAUGCAUGGAACAUGGGUUGUGUCCAGCACACUUACCUGGUGUCGUUGAAUUGCUCUCUGUUGAACAGAUUUGAUGUUGUAUCAUGUUGAACUGUUGGUGAAAGAUGUGUGUUGAUCAGAGGAUCUCCCACCAUUGAACAGCUGAUAGAAUUUCACUGAAGCAGAUUUAAUCCCCUCGUAGAGCUUUUGAAAGGAUAACGAAAGAUUGGCUUUGGAUGGGAAGAUGAGGCUGUUAGUGACUUGGGUUGUUGACACUUCUGAUAUUUUCUAGAAUAAGUAGUUGAGAUGCAAAUAACUGAUGCUAACUUUUCUUGUACUGGCAAUCUAAGAGAAGAGCUAGUGAGUUUGGUUUACUGGUAAGUUAAACCAAAAACUGGUCCAAGGUAAAUGUUGUUAGAAGAGUAUAGAUUAAGCUAGCAAUGGCAGUGGCAGAAGUGUUUGCUGUAUUUUUAUUUUUAAAGGUUAACUUUGCACCAGUGUGCCUUCCCUUCCUGUUGGGAGUGCUUGGGACCUCAUAAUUUCAAGUGACAUCCUUCAACGUCACGUAGUUUUUUCUCCCCCUUACAAACACUUGAGAGACAUAACAGGGUAGUAGGAUUCAGCUUUUCUUUCUUCCCUGUCUAGUUUGUGGUGAAAUCUGCUCCAUUUUCCAGCAGGUUUUGCAUGCAGAUGUUGUUCUGAAUAAGUCAGAAUCCAAUCCAUCCAGUUGUGAUUCCUUAAUUAGAGGAAAAAAACGUCUGCUCUUUGCAUUAUGACUACCAGAAAGGCAAUCUAGGAAAAUGCAGAUGUGCUCUUUCCUCCACUGUUUCUGGAAGUUAAGGUGGAUAUUGCCCUGCUUGACCAGAGGGUUUGUUCAGGAAGGUAUCUAGACUGAUGACAGGGCCUUUUCGUGGUCCUGUUGAACUAAAAUUAAGUGUGAUUCUAGGCAAUCUGAAUUCCAGUGCCCACCAGUCUUCAUUCGUGAGCAGGAUCCAAACAGCAUUUAACCUGACAGAACAAACAGUCCCUGUUUCUGGUUUUGGGCCCUGGCCACAUAAUGUGAUCAGACUGCUGGAAAUACGGCAUCUCUGUAACAAAGUGGAGACAGUUCAAUGGAAAUGAAAAUAUGGUUUAGAUGGACAUUAAGUGCAUGGGUAGGGCUGAGCUUUGCCUUUUCUGCCCUUGAACAUGUAGCUGUCUGUAUAUGCACUUGGGCUUUCCAUUUGCUGCAGCUUCAGAGCAAUAAAAAUGUUUCUCCCCUGAACUGUACCUGGCCGGCCGCCCAUGGCUUUAUUUAUAAACUGCGGUUUUGGUUGGGUAGGAAAGGAGAGAGUGUCACUGUGCAACAUCCACUGCCUUCCAAAAACCACAAUUCAAUUGAAAAGGGUGCUCAAAAUUUUGUUAUACACAUUUCCUUUGUGUAAAUAAAUGUUUACAAUUUUAUAUUAAAGAUUUGAAUAAGAGUUAGAUCUUCUGACUGUAUAUUUUUUACUUUUUAUAGAUUUUAAAACUAUAAUUCUUUAUAUAUGUGUUUGGGGGGGUAUUAUGGUAAGUUUUAUGCUUGUAAAUGGAGAACAGUUGAAUUUGAUGCUAACCUUUAUGAAUUUUUGUAAUUGAAAUGUAUAAAGAGUCCAUUAAUCCCCUUAUUCUUUUACUACAAUUACUGGUGCGCACCAAAAAGAAAUCCUUCACUUCUGUUUUAUCAUUAUAAAAUAAAUAUUUUGCUAGUGUAUUAAACAGACA